Messenger RNA from Cherax quadricarinatus, 3702 nucleotides. The record is from RefSeq and is a predicted model, not a curated record. NCBI's taxonomy places the organism in Eukaryota, Metazoa, Arthropoda, Malacostraca, Decapoda, Parastacidae.
AUGAAAACAGAGGCAUUGUUAAAACAUAGCAACAGUUAUAGCAACAGUAUAGUAAACAGUCGUAGCAACUUCGUCAUUGCAACAGUGAUAGCAACAGUCAUAGUACGGUCGGUACGGGAGUCAACACCGGUCACUGGGAGCAGCGGGGUAUGGCUGGUGGGCGGGUCGCUGGUACUGGGACGGGUGGGCGUGGCUGACGCCGCCCAGUACACCUGUGUUGCUAACAACACAGUAGGAGAAACCAGAUACACCGCCCACCUGCUGGUCACCCUUCCACUCUCUGUCCAGGUGACGCCGCGGGAGGUGCAGGUAGACGCUGGGGGUCGACUGGAACUUAGGUGUCAUAUCUCAGGAGAACCUGUCGACACCGUCACCUGGUACAAGGACGGUAACGUGCUCAGGUCAGGUGGUCGGGCGAGGAUCAGACCCAGAGAGACGCUGCACGUUUCACCCAUACACGCCUCUGACGCUGGUAUCUACCAAUGUGCUGCAACCUACGCCCAAGACUACGCCCACGCCCACUCCUACGUUACCCUGGGAGCUGCGGCGCCCCAGCUAGUGUAUCGCUUCAUCGAGCAGACACUGCAGCCUGGACCAGCUGUCUCGCUCAAGUGCAUAGCUACUGGCACUCCGACACCCCACAUUACCUGGCUUCUGGACGGCUUCCCCCUUCCCCCCUCCCACAGGUACGUAAAGGGGCAGUACGUGUCGGCGCACGGGGAGGUGAUCAGUCACGUGAACAUCUCUACGGUGCACGUGACGGACGGGGGUACGUACGCGUGCACGGCGGAGAACAGUGCCGGCAGCGUGGUGCACUCAGCACGUCUUAACGUGUACGGCCCCCCUCACGUGCGUCCCAUGGGGCAGGUGUCUGCUGUAGCGGGGGAGACCUUCCUUGUUACGUGCCCCGUCUCCGGCUACCCCGUGCACAAGAUCACCUGGAGGAAAGACGGAGUGAGGCUGCCGACUACCCACAGGCAGAGAGUCUACCCGAACGGCACACUGGUGGUGGAGCAGGUUACCCGAGGCGCUGACGAUGGACAGUACACCUGCACGGCCUCCACCAGGCAGGGCCAGUCAGAGAGCCAACACCUCACCGUCCGUGUUAUGGUGGCUCCGGUUCUCCAGCCUUUCCACUUUGAGGAGAAGUUACAGGCUGGGGACCGGGCGGGGGUGACCUGUCUAGUCAACAAGGGUGACCCUCCCAUCACUUUCACCUGGAGGAAGGAUGGCCACUCGAUUCAGGAGGUGGAGGGCGUCUCCGUCUCCAGCAUGAACGACUUCUCCAGCGCCCUCAUGAUCAGCAGCCUCACCGCCCUUCACUCCGGAGAGUACACCUGCAGCGCCUCUAACCACUGGGCCAGGGCCAACCUCUCCGCCGCCCUCGCCGUCAAUGUGCCUCCGGCCUGGAUGGUGGAGCCGGCUAGUGCCAGUGUUGCCCUGGGAGGCACCGUUGCACUCCACUGCCUGGCGAACGGGUUCCCCAACCCCACCAUCGCCUGGCGCAAGGAAACUGUGUCGGGGGAGUUUGUGGGCGUGGCAACGGGUGAAGGGGGCGUGGUCGGGUGGGAGAACGGUACCCUGGCGGUGACGCGGGCGGAGCAUCGCCACGAAGGGCGGUACCUGUGUGAGGCGAACAACGGUGUGGGCGCCGGACUCUCCAAGGUCGUCACCCUCAGCGUUAAUGAGCCGCCUUGGUUUAGUGUACGGAGUCAGCGUCAACAGGUGGUGGUGGGAGGCACUGCCAGUCUGAGUUGUGAAGCUCAUGGUGACACUCCCUUGGCACUCACCUGGACACGUGGCUCUGUCCCUCUACCUCCGCUACCAAGGUACGAGGUGUCUGAGCGUCAGGUGGAAACUGGCCAAGUAUCCGAGCUGGUGGUACGUUCGUCACACCUCAGUGACUCUGGUACCUAUGUAUGCACCGCUAGUAACACGCACGGUUCCCUCACCGCCGACUUCCACCUCUUGGUGCAAGACGUGCCAGCUCCUCCGUCAGGAGUGUCUGUGACGGAGGAGGGGUCGAGGCACCUCACAAUCUCCUGGACACCACCUGCAGACUCCAACGCCCCCAUCACCACCUACCUCGUCACCUACGACGCCCAGCAGUCCCCUGGAGUGAGUGAACCUCGGGAGGUGACCGUGGAGGGUGACCAGCGGAGAGUGAGGCUGGAGGGCUUGUUGCCAGCCACCACCUACACCUUGACGUUAGUGGCUGAGAACCGAGUAGGGAGGAGCCUACCUUCAGCCCCCCUACGGGUUACCACUCAGGAGGAACCCCCCACGGGAUACCCGCAGAAUGCUAACGUAAUGGCAGUGUCGUCAACAGCACUUCAGGUGACAUGGGACCCACCACCUAUCAAUCUCACCCACGGAACCGUCUUAGGUUACUACUUGGGUUUCAAGGACGACAGCGAGGGUGAAGGCGGGGCGUACAACUUCACGACGGUGGGCGUGGAUGGUGUGGGCGUGACGAGUGCUACCCUCAGCGGCCUACGCCCACACGCCCGGUACGCCGUGGUGCUGCAGGCCUUCAACUCCAAGGGCGCUGGUCCAGCCUCCCCGCCCGCCCUCGCCACCACCCUGGAGGACAAGCCGAGUGCCCCACCAGGUCAUGUGACCUGUGAGAGUGUGACCUCCUCCAGCCUAGUAGUGACCUGGUCACCGCCGCCUCCCAGACACAGAAAUGGAAUCGUGGUCAAUUAUCGAGUCUACUACACCUACGCUUCCCCCCAUGAGGGCAGUGGUCGCAGUGGCAGCGUGGUGUCAGAGGGCCAGAGGGCCACCUUGGCGGGUCUGUCACCCUGGACCAACUACAGUGUCACCGUCACCGCCUCCACCAGGGCCGGGGAGGGAGUGUCCUCCCACGCUAUUCUUUGCACCACUGACCAGGAUGUUCCGGAAGCGCCCGCGCGCGUGAAGGCGGUGGUAUCAGGACCGCGGGCAGCCGUGGUGUCGUGGGCGCCACCCGCACGCCCACAUGGGCGCAUCAACCGCUACACGGUGCGCUGGGAGCCCGCUGGUGGGCGGGGCGGACCCCACAGCCGGAGAGUGGACCCCCACCUGACCCACUUGACCCUACAUGACCUGCCUCACACUACCCACCAGGUAUGGGUGACAGCGUCCACAAGGAUGGGCGAAGGACCGGCCAGCAGUAUAGCCGUGGUCAAGCCUUCACACACAGUGCCUGCGGGCGUGUGGGCGGUGGGCGGGAACGUGACGGCGGCAUGGAAGGAGGACGUGAGUCUUCCCUGUGGCUCUGUGGGUGUUCCUGAACCCACCCUCACCUGGAACCACGAGAGGAAGCUCAUCCCCGCCAAGCACGACAGGUUCAAAGUUCAGCCCGACGGGACGCUGACGCUGGCUGACAUUCAAAGGAGUGACAGUGGCCGCUACACCUGCACUGCCACCAAUCACCACGGCAGUGACGCCGUCAUGUAUAACCUCACAGUACUGGUGCCUCCUUCCUCGCCCUCGCUACACGUCACGGAGACCACCUCCUCCUCCAUCAGAGUCCAGUGGAGUCUUGAAGACACUGGGGGAGCCGCUCUACAGGGCGCCACCCUCCACUACAGGUCUGCUGGCGGGGAGUGGGUGACCACAGCCGUGGCCGGAGACCAGAGGUCCUAUACAGCCCGAGACCUGCGUUGUGGAACCCUUCAUCACUUCUCCUACACGCUCACAACCAUAUAUGUCAGUUAA